This is a messenger RNA of Entamoeba dispar SAW760, 1611 nucleotides long. RefSeq lists its product as uncharacterized. The transcript has a single exon. The record is from RefSeq and is a predicted model, not a curated record. The coding region runs from base 1 to 1611 and encodes 536 amino acids. Lineage: Eukaryota; Evosea; Mastigamoebida; Endamoebidae. Gene Ontology annotation, molecular function: protein binding.
AUGAUUUCAAAAUUAGGUGAGUUGUUAAAACCCAAAAAUUCAAGUAGUUCAUUAUUGGAAACAUUAAAACUUCAACUUGACUUAUUUUAUAAAACAGUAGAAAAUAAAAAUGAAAAUGGAUAUGUUUGUAUUAAUUGUACACAGGUAGUAUUUCUCAAUACAAUUUGUGCCCCACAAACAAUAGACCCAACUCUUUCAAUGAUGUUAUCUCAAAUAUCUAAAUUAUCAAUUGGAGAUGAUGACAAACCAAAAGAAAUAGAAGACACUAUUUUAGAACUAUCAUUUCUUGAAAAGACAAAUGUCUCUUCACUUGAAAUAACAAUAAAACAACCUUGGCAUCUUCCAAAUACUCUUCAAUGUCGUUUAAAAGAACUUAAAGUUUGGAAUAUGACUAAAACCCAAUCAGAUAAUUUUUUCAAUAUACUCAAAAAACGAGAAGAAGUAUGGGAAAAAUUAGAAGUUCUAAAAUUAUCAAAUUGUGAAAUUACAAAAAUCCCAGAAGAUGUUUUUAGUGCAUUAACAGUUCCACAUCUCAAAGUACUUGAUUUGUCAAACAACCAAAUUGCAGUAUUAGAGAAUAUUAGAGAAAGACCAAUGGAUUUGAUUGAUGUAAGUACAAAUGUAAUAGAGUUCAUUGAUAUUCAAUUUGUUGGUUCAAUCUCACAAUUAGUUAUUGAUAAUAAUUUACUAACCUCAUUAGAUGGAUGUCGUCCAUUUUUUAAUCUUCAAAGAUUAAGUGUAAGAAAUAAUUUGAUUGAAUCUUUUCAAAAUAUGAAACGUGCAUUUAGUAAACUUUUCUCGUUGACAGACAUUCAUUUAGAAGGAAAUCCUGUUGUAGAGGAUGAACAUUUUAUUGAUAAAAUUGCAGAGUUACUUCCUGCAAGUCAAUUUGGAAUAGAUAGUUAUAUCAAUGGUAAUAAAGUAGAUUUAAACCCACAUAAAUAUGUUAAUACUUCUAAUACAACAAAACCAAGUGAUCAAAGUGUUCACGUUGAACGUAAAAAUAUAGGUCUUUCAUUAUUAGAUGAUGAUGCAUUAUUAGAAGUUAUUAAAGAAAAAGUUGAAUUAUUUAGAAAAGGUAGUUGGGAUUAUACAGAAAAAGAGUAUAAAUCAAGUCGUAACUUCUUGAGAGAAAUAGGUGAAAAAAUUAAUCAAGCAUUAAUUGAAACAGAAUAUUCAUUAGUUCCUGACGCAGAAAUAUUUCCUUAUUCUACUGUCAAAAAAGAAUUAUGUAGUUCAUUACUUCAAACAGCAUACUGUAGAAAAGAAAAGAGGUGUUUUGUACAAGUAAACGGAGUAAAUGAAAGUCAAAUGGAAAUGGUUAUAAAAAUCCCUAUUGCUUCAUCAAAUGCAAUUCAAAAAUCACUUCAACAUGUUGUUCAACUAGCAAUUGAUAUAGAAAAUGAAGAAACAAAUAUACAAUUAAAUAAUAAUUUAUUUGGUGUAGAAAUAAAUGUAGCAGAAUUAGUUGAGAGUGUUGAGAAAGAACGUAAAGAGUUAAAAGAUUUAGAGACAAGUAAAAUUAAAGAAGAAUUAGGAUGGGAAUCUCAGCAAGAAACAACUCAAAAUAGUUAUCCAAAUGAAAGUGCUGAACAAACAAUGGUUGAAUAA